Molecule: messenger RNA, 2047 nt
Organism: Galdieria sulphuraria
Lineage: Eukaryota; Rhodophyta; Bangiophyceae; Galdieriales; Galdieriaceae
Product: DnaJ domain-containing protein
Exons: 1
Coding region: 23-1870 (615 amino acids)
Source: RefSeq, a predicted model, not a curated record
GAUUCACUUUGAACACGUUCAAAUGCGAAGUUUUCUGGACUCCACCAGUUUUUUAGGACAAGAAAGUCCUAUUCAGUCAUCUUAUAGUUUCUUUAGUUGCAGCAGUAGUCAUUCUGCGUAUUUUUGCAGAGAAAGUAAGAGGAGUCUUUUAUUUUCAAGCAAGAAAAGUUGGGGAGUUGCUAGAGUUUCAAGGUUUUCUCGCGCAACUCCCUUCGCUUCUACAGCUCCAGAUCAGGAUGCAGCAAGUUUUCGGGAGAAAGAGCCUACUGGAACCAAGUGGAAGUUGCACUUGCCGUUGAAGUUUCUCUCUUUUCUUUUUGGUAGAGGUAACAGAAUGAAGGACUUUGAAACGUGGAAUUUGGAAGAAAGUGACGCGGAUUUCCAAAAAGUUUUUAUGAAUUCGUUUUCGAGACCUGGUUUUAUGAGGCCAGUCACAGAGGAUGUUUCGAAAAGAAUUAUGCUUAGAAAUGUGGGACGAAUUCGUUCCAUUCGUCCUUGUAGCAUUUCAGAAGAUAUUUUGCUCGUUACUGUUGAGAGAGAAACAGUUAAUGCUAGUCAGAAUUGGAUGCACGAGCGACCUGGUCAGUUUGUCCAAAUUAGCGGCAAGCCCUCUCAUGCGAGCUGUUCAUCCAUGGCAGUUAUUGCUUCUGCACCAUUUUUUGUGGAUAAUUCGAAUGUAAUUGAACUUGUUAUCAGUAAGCAAAGUGACCCUUGCAAGCUUUCAAAGAAAAUUGGAGAACAAGUUUUUCUAAGUCCCAUUAUGGGUCAUGGACUGGAUUAUGUAUAUCCUAGCAAGUCAGAGAGACUUUAUGUUUUCGUAGAUUGUCCACAAGGUAUGGCAGCUGUUAGGUCUUUUUUGAAGUGGCAUCUUUUUCGAGCAAUGUCCGGCACGGGAACUUAUCGAACCACCCAAGUGACUGUAUUUUACGAGGCUCCAAACAGUACUUUUAUGGCUUUUUUGUCCGACUUUCGUGAUUGGAAUGUUUUUGGUGUUGAAGUAGUACCAGUUUUGGAUUGCAGUUUGAAAGAUUUUGUGCCCAGUUACUUGAAUUCGAAGUCUUUUCAUUCAUUAACAGUUUCUUCUAUUUUUGCUGUUGCAAGUGAUAGAACUGCAAAUUUUCUACAGAGUUUACUGCUUUGUCAUGGUGUAAAGUUGUCAUUUAUGCAGUCACUUACCCAGGAAAGGCUGGAAAGAGAGUUUACGGAAUUCAAGAAGCUUGACCACUUUCAAGAGGCUGAGGAUAGUUAUUUGGAAAUGGAAAGAGAAAUGUUUGAGGAGAAAAUGUGGAAUACUUGGAAGCAGCAACGGGAAGGGAUGUGGUCUGAAUUUGUAGAAAGGCGUCAUAUGAGAGAGACAAGCAGACCGUCAGCAAGCGAUGAAAAAGAGUUAUGGGACGAUUGGUUCUCUCGAAACAGUGAAAGUUGGAAAGACAGCAUUUGGGACGAACAUAUGUGGCAACAGUAUUGGAGUACUUGGAAGGACGAACGUGAGUCAUGGUUUCAUUCAGGUUCGUUCAACACGAGAGACUUUGGAGGUCCUGGCAGCUACAGCAAGACAGGUUAUGGAUAUCACGAUCCAUCUUAUGCAUCGGGCUGGGAUACUGAGAGUUUCUCAGCCAAUUCUAGUUAUUCUGAUGAUUCUAGUUCCAUUGGAAGUUUCUCAUCAGAUAGUUAUUUUGACCCUUAUGCAAUACUCGAAAUUAGCAAUGGUGCUUCUAUAAGUGAAGUGAAGCGGGCUUAUCGACAACAGGCACUUCGAUGGCAUCCUGACUUGAAUAAGGAUAAUUUGGAGCUUUCAAAGAGGAGAAUGCAACAAGUUAUUUUGGCUUAUCAAAUCGUAAAGGAAGAAUAUAGGCAUCGUUGUAGAUAGUGUCGUUUGACAAUGAAGAAUGAUCAUGUGUAUGUAGUCGUUAUACAUACAUACUUAUCAUGAUAGGGAAACGUUUAUAUUUGUUCAAAGACAUUGGGAUGGGAAGUUUUACGGGAUAUAUAAUUGUUUGAUGUGAAAAUUGGGUUUCCGGUAAAUAAUAAAUUUUUCUCGUAAGUC